AUGAGUGUAUCGAGUGAAGAACUGAAUUAUAUGAUAUGGAGAUACAUGCAAGAGAUGGGUCAAGAACUUUCUGCCCUUGCAAUGCAAGAAGAAACCCGAGUUCUGGAAUUUGACCAACGUUAUAAAGAACAUAUCCCAAUUGGGCAACUUGUUGACUUGGUUCAGAAGGGUAUUCUGUAUACUGAGAGCCAACUGUUGACAUCAAAUGUUGAGGAAUUGGAGAAAUCAAGUUUUAAAGAACGUCAAGAAUAUUUUAAUGAAAAAUUCAAUUUAGCUAAUGCAUUAAAGAUUAACGCACAAGAAACUCCAGCGAUUAAAUCUACUGGUAGAUUUUCUUUAGAGAAUGAGUCAGAAGAAAAAAUCACUGACGAAGAAGUUCAACAGUCGUUAAAUGAGACAAUUUACGUCAAACAAAAUACAAAUGGAGAUACAAACUCAGUGCCGUCAAAUGGUACUCCUACUGUUACAACAACUGUGAAUGAAACAAUUGUUGCUCCAGUUAGUAUAUCGGGUUAUAAUUUACCUUCUAUUAAUGUGGGAGGUAUGAAUGGUUCAAGUUCAAUAGAUGAAAUAAGUCAAUUAUAUGAAUUUAAUACUCCUAUUGUUACUUGUGAAUGGCAUCCGACUAAUCCAUUGUUAUUAUGUUUGGGACAAGAAGAUUCGGUGGCUCAAUUGAUUACGUUUAAUGAGACACAUGAUACAGUGAAAAUUACGCAAGAAUUAAGACAUCCGUUUGCGUUAAGUUCAACUUCGGGGAAGAGUACCAAUAAAGUUACUUGUUUAACAUGGUCACCCGAUGGUCAAAUGGUAGUAACUGGUGUAGAAAAUGGUGAAAUCAGAUUAUGGAAUCAAGAAGGUCAACUACAAAAUGUAUUUAAUUUCCAUAGAUGUCCCGUCAUUUGUAUGUCCUGGAGUCUUGAUUCUCAUCAUUUUGUUAGUAUGGAUGUUGAUAAUGUUGCCAUUCUUUGGGAUGUUGGUUCAGGGACCGUUUUACAACAUUACGAAUUAAAAUCCACAGUAUCUGGGAACCCAGAAUCUAUUGGUGUAGCCAUUGAAUGGGUUGAUGAACGAAGAUUUGUUUUACCAGGAAUUGGAGGCACUAUAGGCGUUUAUGAGACUACAGAGAGUAAACCUGUUGGGAAAUUAAUGGGUCACCAGGGAGUCAUCAGUUGUUUAACUUUCCACCCUACAAAGAAAUUACUAGCGUCAGCAUCAGACGAUUUUACUAUUCGUGUAUGGCAUGGAAGUAAUAGUAAUUCCACUCAUUGUUUCUAUGGACAUACACAAGCAAUUACUUCACUACAAUGGAUUAACGAUGAUCUGUUGAUUAGUGGUUCAAUGGAUGGUUCUGUCCGCAUAUGGUCAGUCUCUGAGAAUCUAAUGCAAGGUUUAUUAAUGUUAGAAGGUGUACCUGUAUUUGUUGGUAAACUUACUCAUGAUAGAAAUCGUUACAUGAUAGGUACUAUGAAUGGACAAAUCUAUGUUGCUGGUAUAUCCGAAUUUAUCGAUAAUUCAAGAGAUUCAAAGAAUGAUUUACAACUUCCAUUAACAAUUCCAGUGAUAUCAAGAGAUGGCCACCAACAAACCAACAACAAAGGUAGCGUCAACGAUCUUUCAUGGUCAAUAGACGGACACACGAUAGCAGCAGGUUACGCUAGCGGACCAGGUACAUUGCUGACCACACCCUUGUCCAAAUGA
Messenger RNA from Maudiozyma saulgeensis, 1698 nucleotides. Lineage: Eukaryota; Fungi; Ascomycota; Saccharomycetes; Saccharomycetales; Saccharomycetaceae. The record is from the annotation of a GenBank genome assembly.